Molecule: messenger RNA, 537 nt
Organism: Diaporthe batatas
Lineage: Eukaryota; Fungi; Ascomycota; Sordariomycetes; Diaporthales; Diaporthaceae
Exons: 2
Coding region: 1-537 (178 amino acids)
Source: RefSeq, a predicted model, not a curated record
AUGACGGCAGAAGAAGCUGCCGAUGUCGCCAGCGUCGUGCGAGGGGUGUGGGCAAAGGCCGUGGGCAUCGACGAGUCCGAGUUGCCCGAGGACACGCCCAUCGGCAACUUCACCGACAGCAUUACGCUCAUGCGCGUGCGCGCCGAUAUCAAGCGUGCCGUGGGCGUGGCGCCGUCCAUGGUCGAGAUCCUGGGCGCCCAAAAUAUCACCGCACUGGUCAGGCUUGCCGAGGUAAAGAACCCGGCUGCCGCACUGUCAGCCCCCCCAAGCCGUGAGGGCUACAUGUUCAUGUAUGGCUACGUCGUCAAGGCCGCGGACAAGGACAAGCAGGCCCUGCGGCGCGCCAUCGAGGCCUCCCUGCUCCACCACAGGGUGCUGGCCUCGUUCCUGGUGUCGGACCCGGCGAUGCUGGACGGGGACACCUUCGGCACGCUCGACGAGUUUAGGGAGGUCACACGGGAGGCGGCCGACAUCGUGAGGUGGCUUGUUGACGACCGGAACUCGGACAAGCCUGUCGGUGGGGCAAUGCGGUCGUAG